This is a messenger RNA of Beta vulgaris subsp. vulgaris (sugar beet), 1562 nucleotides long. RefSeq names its product cysteine-rich receptor-like protein kinase 5. Lineage: Eukaryota; Viridiplantae; Streptophyta; Magnoliopsida; Caryophyllales; Amaranthaceae. The transcript is spliced from 5 exons. Gene Ontology annotation, biological process: protein phosphorylation. The record is from RefSeq and is a predicted model, not a curated record. The coding region runs from base 61 to 1089 and encodes 342 amino acids. Gene Ontology annotation, molecular function: protein kinase activity; ATP binding.
AUUCUUUAUAUAGCUGGUGCAGUAGCAGGGAAUGUGUCACCUGCACGAGCAGACGAAAAUAUGGUUACAGUUGAGUCCUUGCAGUAUGAAUGGGAAGCUCUCAAGGCUGCCACUAAGAACUUCUCUAUAGAUCAUAAGAUUGGUCAAGGGGGAUUUGGUGCUGUCUACAAGGGAACCUUACUAAAAGGACAAGAAAUCGCGGUGAAAAGGCUAUCAAGCGGCUCUUGCCAAGGUGAUAGAGAAUUCAAGAAUGAAGUUGCACUGUUAGCCAAGCUUCAACAUAGAAAUUUGGUGAAGUUAGAGGGGUUUUGUUUGACAAAAGAGGAGGAGAAGUUACUUGUAUACGAGUAUGUUCCUAACAGAAGUCUUGACUACAUCCUCUUUGAUUCUGAAAAACAAAGACAAUUAGAUUGGCCAAAGCGUUUUGAUAUUAUAAAAGGUGUUGCUCGAGGAAUGCUAUACCUCCAUGAAGACUCUCCCAUCCGAAUCAUCCAUCGUGAUCUUAAAGCAUCCAAUGUCUUGUUAGACGCGGAUAUGCAUCCUAAAAUUGCAGAUUUUGGCAUGGCAAGGAUCUUCGAUGAGCAAACUUAUUGCCAUACAAGCAGAGUUGUCGGAACUUAUGGUUAUAUGGCUCCAGAGUAUUUAAUCCAUGGACAAUUCAAUGUAAAAUCAGAUAUAUACAGCUUUGGUGUGCUGAUUUUGGAGAUUGUAAGUGGGAAACAGAUUAGUGCUAUGAUCUAUCAAUCCGGCGUGCCUGAAAACCUUCUAAGCUAUGGAUGGAAAUGUUGGAGAGAUGGAAGAUCAUUGGAGUUCAUGGAUCCAACACUAAGAGACUCGUACUCGAAUGGCGAAAUCACGCGGUGCAUACAUCUCGGCUUGUUAUGUGUCCAAGAGGAGAUGAGGAAGAGACCUAGCAUGUCAAAUAUAGUCCUUAUGCUCAACUCUAACUUCUCUGUUGGUGCUAUGUCGACGCCUCAACCUCCAGCUUUCAUGUAUAGUGGAAAUACAGAUCAAUCAACAACGACUAACACAACUUCAAUGCCAUGGUCUAGUGGAACAUCAACCAAUGACUCGAAUACCAUGUUAUAAGAAGAAAUACAAUGAUAGGGCGUCACCAAAUGCUUUCUGAUCUUGGAGUUACCCCUAUUGCAAAAAUAUAUGGGGUUUCACAAUCACGAGAAACUCGGUAGCUUCAUAUAGUUUUCCUUGUGAGAAUGUCAAAUUUUUGCUUCGUAUGCUGAGUUUGAGAAAUGAUAUAAGUUUUGCUUCUUAUCACCAAAAUGUGUUUUAUGCAUAAAUGUAAUUAACUCCAAAAUAUGUAGAGAUCAAAGUACAUAUAAGGAACUAAUUUUAAAUUCGAAGCUCACAUAAAUUGUAUAAAGAUUUAUUGAAAUUAAUAAUCAUAAACUCACUCUAAUAAAUUUAUAGUGUCACCUUCAGCAAUAUGCCUCCAAAUCAUACUUGCCAAGUGGCGGAUCUUAGGCCGAAAAACAAAUGCGAGCAAGUUUUAAAUUCCCGACCUAGGCAAAUCAUACUUGCCAAGUAGCGAAUCUUAGGCCCAA